AUGGAACAUGGAGAGGACGCAGAAUUUGAGAGAAAACUAGAAGAAGUUUACACAGCAUUAACUAGUUACGGAGUAAUUCAUGGGGAUACAAAGUUGGAUAAUGCUAUGGAUGUUGGAGAUCGAAUAAUGGUUAUUGAUUUGGAGCAAGCUAUAAUCGAUGAAACAGAAUUUGCUAGGAGUACUAACAUAGGAAAUGCGAGGGGCUUACUGCGUGACCUUCAAUUGAAUCGUCAAUACGAAAAUGAGGCAAGGCAAAGGGAAGAGAAGAGAUUGAAAGAAAAGGCGGAGGCAAAGGCAAAAGGAAGAAGGCUUUGGGAGCUGAGACAUUCAAAUCAACGUGGAGAGGAAUAA
Sclerotinia sclerotiorum 1980 UF-70 is the source of this 351-nucleotide messenger RNA. RefSeq lists its product with no specific name. Lineage: Eukaryota; Fungi; Ascomycota; Leotiomycetes; Helotiales; Sclerotiniaceae. The transcript has 2 exons. The record is from RefSeq and is a predicted model, not a curated record. Bases 1 to 351 code for a protein of 116 amino acids.